GUCAAAGUCCAUGCACGAAUUCGAAGAUGGCGCCUCCAGAGCUUCUCAAAGCGCUGACUGCAUCGCCAACGGAGUUCUAGGAUCCUUGGACAGCACUGGUGUCCAUAGUAGGCGGCUGUUCAACGGGCACGUCUCUGCAGCGGAAUUUCACAAGAAAUUAUCCUGAUCCUUUGAAGAGUCAGUUUGUGGUGCGCAGAGACCCAAUCAGAGAUUGUCCGGGGCCUGCGCAAUCAUACCACCAGUCAAAAGUGUCUCCAAGGUGGGGCUGUUCGGCCACACUGUCUCAAAAGCAUCAAGCCCUUCGUUGUUUAGGCUUCUCCAGACCCUCCAAGAAGGACAGCAUUACUACGACUUGGUCAAGCAAGCGGACAGGAGCGCUGACCAAAUGCAGCUGCAUCUGGUGUUAAACUUUGAGGGGGAGAAGCAUGAGCUGGAGUAUGACACGGAGGACGGUCGAGACAUCCUGGCCUGGCAGCUCUUCUCUCUCACUGGGGUGGGGGUGCAAGAGCAACAGCUCCAUGGACUCUUCAAAAGUGAUACUUCCGAGGAUCUUUGCGAUUCCGUGAAAGACGGGGCUGAGUUCUCGAUGACGAGACUCAAUGCUGAUUCCCAGUUGGGGGCCACGGCUACUGAUUCAACUAUUACCCCUGUCGUGGACUCGGACGAAGAGCUGGCAAGAAAAUUGCAAGAAGAGGAAGAUGCACAAUUGGCACGCGCCAUGGCGCAGCAACUAGGCGCGGAGAGAAGUGGGGGACGGAAUGUUGAGGCUUUUCGGGCCAAAUUGGAGAGCGGCAUCCAGACAGUGAUGCAGUAUGAGGACCCCAGCAAGCAAGACAAGGCGCGGGCGCUCAUUCCAUUGGACGAUUUGGAGGAGAAGGCGGCCGUGGCACUUCUCAGAACCGGAGAAAGCAGCUCUGAGGCGAUGCGGGACGCUCUCUUGGCGGAGCUUUUGCACUGGUUCAAGGCGACGUUCAAGUGGGUCAACGCCCCCGAAUGCGAGAUCUGCGGGGGGGGCACCGUGCUGCAGGGUAUGGUACCCCCUACUCCGGAGGACCUCCGGUUUGGGGCGUCCCGCGUGGAAGGUUAUGCGUGUCAAGUGUGUGGCGCAAGAAACCGCUUUCCCCGCUACAACGAUCCUGGGAAGCUUCUGGAAACGCGACGUGGCCGCUGUGGAGAAUGGGCAAAUGCGUUUACGCUCUGCUGCCGCGCUCUUGGGUACGAGGCACGAUGGGUUUUGGACUGGACCGAUCACGUCUGGACCGAAGUCUACUCCGAAGCUCAGCGGUGCUGGCUACACGCAGACUCCUGCGAAGACCGCUUGGACGCACCCCUUCUUUACGAGUCUGGCUGGGGAAAAAAACUGUCUUACGUCAUCUCCUUCUCGAACCGGGGGGUAACUGACACGACACGGCGCUACACUGCGCGGUGGGCGGAGGUGCUGACGCGGCGCGCUGACGUCACCGAGGACGAUGUCGUCAGGCUGACGUCAGAGUGCACAGCGCGGAUGCGGGGGGGCCUGGGGCGGGCGGAAAGGGAUGCAUUGGAGGAGAGAGAUCGGCGGGAGAGAGAGGAACUGAUGGCGGGGCACAGCCCGUCACCCGAAAGUGCCAACCUCCCGGGUCGGCAAACUGGCUCAGUGGAGUGGCGCGCCGCUCGAGGCGAGCUAGGGGGGGCCGAAACCAGCACCAGCGGCACCCCCUGGGAAGGAGAACGGCCCGCCCGGGACGAACACGUGGCUGCGCUGUGGGCACCGAUCGACGCCAUGUGGGAGGUCGCGAAAACGAACGCCGCGCAGCGGGGGGUGCCCCCGAAUGACGUCAUGUACUCGAAGCUGACGUUGGUGUUGCAGACCGCGAAGGGGUUGAGAGCGUUGCGGUGGAAGGAACGGAAGUUGGAAGUUGCAGAGGGGAAAAGUGUGAACGGGCGAGAGUUGUCGGCCAAGGGGGGGGCGGCGUAUCGGGACGCGUUGACGGCGGGGGGCGGCGGCAAGCUGCUGGAGGCGGUGGGCUUCCGGGUCGAGACAGAUGACGUCAUGCUGAGGUUGCUUCCUUCGUCUCCGCCAGCCCACAUUGCGCGGAAUCUGCCGAUUUCCGUGGACAUAAUAGAGUCCCUACUGGUUCAACUGAAAACCCCGGGCUUCGUUUACGCUUCGGGGCCGCGACUGAGCGGAGGGUUCGUGAGUACCAGCGGAGAAAACGCGCCCAACCAGAUUGCGACCGCCGCGUUUGAGGGAGUAAAGGCUUCCAAAUGGCUGGUACACGGGGGCCACGAAGGAAAGUCGUGGCUGCAGUACCGCUGUCGGCAGCCCGCGGUGCUCUCCCGCUACUCGCUGACGUCAGCGGAGGACUGCCCCGAACGAGACCCCGCCAGCUGGACCCUGGAGGCGUCCUCUGAUGGCGACACGUGGCACGUUCUGGACCACCGGAACGGUGUCCAGUUCUCCGAACGGAACGAGCUGCGCAGCUUCGACGUGCCCGGUGGACCGAACCGAGCGGCCUACACCACUUUCAGAUUUCGAUUCACGAGCGUGCGCGACGCCUCGGCCGGCUGCCUUCAGCUCUCUGGAGUGGACCUCUUUGGAGCCGCCGCACCAGCGGGUCUGCAAAGUUGAAAAAGCCACGGUUCUGUCUGGGAGUGUCUUGGAAGUGCGCCGUAGAUUGCGCCUCACCACAGGAGCUUUGCUAGCGCGCGAAGGAAAAAAACAUUUAAUCACAGGGUGACCUCAAACGCUGAGAUUGGGAAGGACCAUUGAAACAGGACGGGUUGUCAUAGAAAAGCUUGACUCCCAACCAUUUGUACGGUUUGCGCUUCGUAUCCUCAACCCCAAUACCUGGAAUCACUUCAAGUAUUCAGGUGUCGUUGUAAUGCUCAGCUUGGCAAUGAAACGAGGCGAAACUUUCGGCCCUGCAUCACCUUUCCGCACUCCCCUAGAUCUAUCAAAUGUAUGUUCCGCCUGGGAUUUGCAAGUGCACGUCAGUCUAGAACGGAAGUGCGCAGUGGAAAAUUCCCAGUUUUGAACGUAAUCAGAC
Klebsormidium nitens is the source of this 3029-nucleotide messenger RNA. The record is from the annotation of a GenBank genome assembly. NCBI's taxonomy places the organism in Eukaryota, Viridiplantae, Streptophyta, Klebsormidiophyceae, Klebsormidiales, Klebsormidiaceae.